UUUCGCGACGCGCCGGGAUCGAAUCGCAUCGAAUCGACGCGACGCGACGCGAAGCGCGAGACGCGAUGCGGGCGGUGACGCGGAUGACGCGAACGACGGUUCGCGCGAUCGCGCGGCGCGCGUCGAUCGCGACGACGGCGCGCGCGGCGGACGCGCCGGCGACGAUCGGCGGGAAUCGCGACGAUCCGCGUCAGCACGCGAACGGCGCGACGGCGCGGCGCGGGGGGACGCGCGAUCGGUGGUUCGCGGCGGCGAAGAGCGAGGAGAUGCCGAUGCGAGCGAUCGCGGACGCGAUCGGGGACGCGUUCGGGCCGGCGCUGGACGCGAUCGCGGAGGAACGGCGACGACGAGGCGAGGCGAGGCGGGACGGGGGCGAGACGGAGGACGAGACGGAGGCGGGACUGUACGUGCCGGACAUACCGGCGUUUUUGUGCGCGACGCGAUUGGCGAGGGAUUCACCGAUGGUGAGGAGCGUGCUGGUGGUGGACGAACGCGCGCCGAGGACGAAACCGAGGUUGUCGUGGUACGACGUCGACGACGAAGGCUGGGCGCCGCGGGGGUGGUGGGAGGACGGCGUCAAGGCUGAUUUCGCGUAUUACUUUGGCGAACGGCGAGAAUCGUCGACGAGAUGA
Messenger RNA from Ostreococcus lucimarinus CCE9901, 632 nucleotides. RefSeq lists its product with no specific name. The transcript has a single exon. Lineage: Eukaryota; Viridiplantae; Chlorophyta; Mamiellophyceae; Mamiellales; Bathycoccaceae. The record is from RefSeq and is a predicted model, not a curated record. Bases 267 to 632 code for a protein of 121 amino acids.